This is a messenger RNA of Etheostoma spectabile (orangethroat darter), 4846 nucleotides long. It is a transcript of the gene adgrf3a, whose product is annotated as adhesion G protein-coupled receptor F3a. The transcript has 17 exons. The record is from RefSeq and is a predicted model, not a curated record. Gene Ontology annotation, molecular function: G protein-coupled receptor activity. Gene Ontology annotation, cellular component: membrane. NCBI's taxonomy places the organism in Eukaryota, Metazoa, Chordata, Actinopteri, Perciformes, Percidae. Bases 106 to 3210 code for a protein of 1034 amino acids. Gene Ontology annotation, biological process: adenylate cyclase-activating G protein-coupled receptor signaling pathway; cell surface receptor signaling pathway.
UUUCCCUUUUAAGCUGCUGCAGCAACCGCUGCAUCAGUGUGCUGCAGUCGUGCGUUACAGACGGGUUCUUCUAACUUUGGGAGGCGCUGCUGUGAUGGUUCACUGAUGCAAACCAAGGAAAACCGGAACAGGAUGUGGGCCUUUAUAAUUCUUUAUGUCCUGGGACUUAACGUCUGUCAGGCCAGCGGAGAAGGUAAAUCAACACAAAUGCAAUAUGUCAAACUGAUCAUAGAGGAAAGUGCAAUCAACAACAUAACUCAGAUUCUGAAAGGUUUUGACUAUAACAACAUCCGGGUUGACAACCUAACAAAGACAACACUGUGUCAGAAUGUCUCGGCCGACACAGUGUGUAGCUGCAUGCCAGACUUCAGAUGGAGCAAUGAAGUUUGUCAAUCUCAGAAAUGUUGCGGUGACAAUAACUGUAUCUUCACCAACAUCCCGGCUCCCAUGUGUGUUUCAAACAAUUCAGUUGCUGUCAGUGGAUCAAUUUAUUUAAACGUGACUUAUCAAAAUUGUCUGAAAGAAAAGACCUCUACGGAAUUCCAGCAGUGUAAUAACGAACUGUUGAAAAAGAUGAAAGAAGUAUUCAGCACUUUGAUGGGAUUUGACAUCCUAACAAUAAAGCAAUACAGGCUUGGAAGCAUCAUUGCAGAUUUUGAAAUGAUCGUUGCUUACAGCUUCAAACAACAAGAUCUGAUUAACGUAUUGCAACUUCUGAGUGGAAAUCUGUCAGCAUCUCUUGAUUUGGUGACCACAGGUUUUGUCCAUUUAAACAUGACACCUAGCCCUGUAUGCUCCAGCUCCCACCCCAGCAUCACGUGCACAUUACAGGAGGACCUGAAGACCCCACCGCUGUGGAAGCUGAAAAGAACGGACGGAGAGUUUGAGAUAUUCAACGGCACAGAGUCAGGAGUGACAUCAGCACCAGCGGUGACCAGUGUCAGACUUGACACAAAGAUAUCAGAGCGUUGGGAAGGAGAGUACUCAUGUACUUAUACUCAAAAGUUAGAGUCAUACACCAUAACUCACAAAGCCAGUGGUGUAAUGGACAUAGCCCUCCUGCCAAACAUUCACAUCACCACAUUACCAGAAUUUCCACGCUGCAGACCAAAAUCCGAUUUUGUGAAAGUAAGAGUCAACUGUGACAUAAGGAGCAAAAGCCAGGAAAAUUAUACUGUGACGUGGAACGGCACAAACAUCUUUAGAGAUAUAACACCUUCUGGUCCUUCUGGAGGUGUUUAUUCAGGUGAUACAAUUGUAAGCUGUACCAAACCCAAGGAUGGGAGCAAACCACAACUAUCAUGCAAUUUCAUAAACGUUUGUGAUGAACACCAAAAAGCUUCAACUGAUGUCAAUAUCAUAUAUGAAACUGAUAAAUUCUGCCCAGCUCAAGGGGAUUGGAAAGACACCAAGGCUGACUACACUGCUUACUUAAAAUGCCCGAACGCGGCUGGACAAAGACAGAGGAAAUGCUCUGCAGGGGGGACAUGGGAAGCAGUGGUCGCACAUUGUGUGAACCUGGACGUGAACCUCGCGCUGCAGCAAGCAAUUAUUGUCGACGUCGGACUUGGCUCACCAGAUAAAAAUGCUGCAAAUGUAUUUUCCCUCCUUGGGAAUAUCACCAAUAACACAAAGGCUAUCAACUCUUACGCCAACAUGAAUGCAACCGUUCAAGUACUCAUCAGUCUGAGUCAAAAGUCUAUCAGCAUAGUUGAGGAAUCAGCAAUAUAUGACUUUCUGGAGUCCUCCAGUAAUUUGCUGGAACGGCCUCUUAAGGAUUCAUGGACCCUGAACACUGGCGAAAGCAAUAGUUCAUUGGCUGACAGUUAUCUGACUUCUGUUGAGAAAUUGAUUCAGAAGACGAACAAAACAUAUACAAACAAACAAAACAACCUAGAGGUAAUGGCAUCCAUUUGCACAAAGGGGUCACCGUGCAGCAAUACGGUGUUCGAUGUCACCGUCAAUCUUGAGCCAAGCCUCGGCAGUGUAAAAACAGCAGGGUUUAAAGAACUGCAGAACUAUUUAACCGAGGAAAAGGACUUUGAGCCUAACAGCAUCGUUGUGUCAACAACAAUGACAAAUACUGAAAGUAAGGAAUUGAAAUCAGUUAAUGUUAAUAUCAACUUUCAAUUGCUAAAGCCUAGGCCUCCGAACGUUCAAAUAAAGUGCGUCUCAUGGGACAAUAACACCAGAAGUUGGUCAGAAGAGGGCUGUGAAUGGAAGGGUUCUUCUGAAGAAAGACUUUGUACUUGCACACAUUUGUCCUCAUUUGCCAUUCUAAUGUCAAGGUAUCCCACAGAAAUUAAGUGGCUAACAGAGGUGACCUAUGUCGGACUGUCUAUAUCAGUCGUGUCACUUAUUAUCAGCAUGGUGAUAGAACUGACUGUCUGGAGCGCUGUAGUUAAGACCAUUGGUUCAUAUUUACGCCAUACUGCCCACAUACACAUUUCUCUAUGUUUGCUAAUUGCCGAUGGCUGUUUUUUAGCAUCUUCUAAUCCAAAAGAUCUUACAGAAAUGUGGUGCAAGAUCUUUGUGCUGUUGAAGCAUUUCUGUUACCUGUCCAUGUUCUUUUGGAUGUUGUGUCUGAGCAGCAUGCUUCUUCACAAAACCAUUUUUCCGUUCCAUCAAACGAGCAAAAAAGCCUACAUGAGAUUCUUUCUAUUCCUGGGCUACGUGUGUCCGUUGCUGAUUGCUGUUAUCACGUUUCUUGGCUAUAAUGGUGGUGCUAAAGACGUGUACUUUUCCAGUGAUACCUGUUGGCUGCGUUAUAGUGGACUAAUGAAAGGGUCCAUCCAUACAUUUGUCAUACCGGUCGGUAUAAUUGUCUUAUUCAACGUGUUCUCCAUGCUGGUGGUAAUCAUGAAGCUUUUGGAUCACCCUAUAAAUACAGACAAAUCCAAUGAAAAUGAAAAUGAAAAAAAGGCUGCAUUAACUGCCCUGAGGUCAGUUAUUCUUCUGACGCCGAUCUUCGGUGUGACCUGGAUUUUUGGGUUUGCUGUCAUGCUGCUUGACCUCACAAUUGGAACUGUCGCCUUUGUAGUCAAUUAUGCCUUCACCGUGCUGAAUGCAUUCCAGGGUUUGUUCAUUUUGUUAACCACGUGCCUGGGGGACAAACUGACCCGUGAAGCACUGCUGAAUCGUCUCAGGAAAAAUGAUUCAGCAUCGACUACUGACAGCUCCACGAAGUUAGACUCCACUUGGAAGCAGUGAAAGUCAUCCUACCAAACUCUUACAUCAAAACAAACUACAUCUUGCACAUAACACCACAGAUAAUAACUUAACCAGGAACACCAUCUAAAUGAAUAGAUUUCCAUGACAUAGGAAUGUUCAAUCCUUAUUUGUGAACAUGAUUGACUCUCUCAAAAAGCCAGAGACCAGAGAUGUAAAGCUUGAUUAAUGGUUUUGCGGAGGCUCCACGCUGAGCUUUCGCUGUAGUCUACGUAAGAGGCCUGUUGUUUAUACUUGUACGUUGGUGUGUGCGUCGAUCACAGCAGGGCCAGCAUGUGCGUGUCUGUGUGGGAGGAGUGUGUGGUAGAGUGAGUGAGAGAGUGGCGGCGAUUAGCUUCGGAGCUUACCCGAUUCUAGAGUCAUAGUGAGAGAAAAAAAGUGCAAAGUCCCCUGUGCCACGGCUGAGCGACGUAUAGUUACAUUUUUCGAGAAGUGCACAUCAGGCUAAAGCACCGACGUAGUUUUGUGUCUCCACGUACCUACGUACGUAGCCACGGCGUAGAUUUAACGCUGAAGUAUAAAUCAAGCUUAAGUCUCAAAUUUAUGAUGUCAUCAAGUAUGAAAACAUACGCCUUGGUGCUCUCAGUGUCAUCUAUAACAUCUUUCCCAAUUCAUUGUCUGUAGAGCAGACUUUAUAUUUGAUGACAUCAUCACAAAUUUCAGUUCUUGGAUUUGGGAGAGAGUUGUUCCUUUUUACUAAUAGUUUUGGAUUGUUGAUAGGAAAAACAUGAUUCAUUUUUUUUUUUUUUAAAUGGUGCGUGGUUCCCCUUUAUUAACUCUGUUGAUGUGACUACUUUUUCGUUUGGUUUAUUACUUGCACGAUGGCAUGUUUGUUCAUUAGAUACAUUUUUGAUUGCUAAAGCACUGAAACACUAUGCACAACUCUAGUACAUACUUAGUUGUAUGAAUGGGAGUUAAGCCUACGUCUGAAUGUUGCUAGAGAUCCUCUUUUCUUCAUUUUCCUUGCCUUGUUCUGCCCACUCCUCGUCUGUGUCAUCCAUUGAAAUCCCUUUCUGGGCUGCCAUCUUGCGGUAGGCCUGGCACUCAAUUUCUGCUCUGCAACAUACAAAAACAGGGCUAUUUAUGUAUUUAACCGAUAGUGUCAUCGUAUAAGGUUAUUGGACUGUGUGUUUAAAAUAAUAAUUAAAGUGACCCAAGUGAGAAAAUCAAGGUGGAUAUUCAGGGAAUCAAAUAACACCAGUGGUGGAAGAAUUGGAAAACUGGGCUUCAUUGUAUACUUUUUUAGGAAUCGAACACAGUCACGGUGUCCAUAUAUUUCGGCUAUCCGCACUGGUUUGUCUCCGCAGCAGUCCUCCUUGUCCAUAGGCGCAUGGAGGGAGUGCAGCAGCCGGAGGACAGCCAGCCGGCCAAGCUCUGCAGCACUGUGGGCAGGAGUCCAUCCAUGCUCCGUUCUCAGACACGGCCUGGCUCCGUGCUCAAUAAGGAUCCUGACUGUUUCUGUGUGCCCUGUGGAAAAGGCAUCAUUGGGAUCUGACAUUAAGAACCUGAUGAUUUUUGAAAUCUGGGUGGUUAAAAACAAAAUUCUUACCUACUGUCGUAGAUGAAUAAGAUGAAAGAAAUAUAAGCAGUAGAAAAAACAAUAAGUUCAGUAUUGCAA